UUCUGCGACCAUCAAGUCUCCGCCCCCAACAGCACGUCUAAGCCAUGCCUGUCUCCCUGCGAAGGAUGUCAGGCUCAAAAAAGCUUACAAACGAAGCCAGCCUCAUCGAUAGGGGGAACGAAAAUGCGAGUGCCGAGAGUCAGCCCGAAUGGCAGUAAAACGAUACCACAGGAAGUCGCGGGCUGGAUGCGACACGUGCAAGCGACGACGCGUCAAAUGCGAUGAAGCCACACCGAAAUGCGGAGCUUGUGCUCUACGACAGGAAUCAUGUUCCUACCCACCACAGAAUGCUUCGACUGGGUCUAAACGAGUAGCGAAGACGGCCUUGACAACGACGAGCUCAUCACAAACAUCACCACCUGUACCGAUAAAAUACCACUGGCACUCUCUAUACGAUGCCUACAGUGGCCCAUCCUCCCGCCUAGCCACUUACAGUGCGACUCGAACCCUCGAACUACGCCUCAUGCACCAAUGGUCCACAACCACCUACCUCACCUCCGUGCACUGCAACGCGCCCAUCUUCCGCGACUACGCCGUAACCAAAGCGCUCCAACACACCUACCUGAUGGACAUACUCCUCGCCUUUACAUCCUUACACAGCGCCAGUCUCGCCUCAUCCACCACCGCUUCCCACGAUCAUGUCGCCGCCGCGCUGCAUUACCAGAAUAAGAGUAUAUCCGAGUUUAACGAGCAGGAGUCGCUUGUUUGCAUUUCAAAAGAGAGUCUUGAUCCCGUUUGUCUUAUGACUGCUCUUCAUGCAGUCGUUGCGCUUGUGGCGAGUCUGAUUCCGGCCACGCCGGAUGAGACGUUGGAAUCUGUUGCGAAGGUACUGAUGCGUGUGAGGAGGUAUACGCUGGGUAUGAAGGAGAUUGUAGAUGCGCAUAGUGUGUGGGCUGAUAGUGGAGAGUUGAAGCAGAUACUCGAAGGUCCUGCUGUGUUGGAAGAAGAGGAAGGUGCCGCGUUCACGUCGGACAAGCUACGCGCGUUGACUGAUGCUAUACUCGAAAAUAUGGAUCUUGAUGAUGCUGCUACGCCGUUUUUUCGUAGUACGCUGGAGAAACUGGAGAAGGCAUAUACGGAUAGUAAUGGGCACUCGGUCGUUUCUUGGCUGGGUACGGUGGAGCCUAAGUUCUUUCAGAAGGUAGAUAUGGGACAAGUGCCUGCGCUGAUUAUACUAGUUUGUUGGGGUGCGCUUAAUUGUGUUCUUGAGAAUAUGUGGUGGAUGCAGUAUUCUGGGAGGAGAAUUGUGAAGGAAUUAUCUUACCAGCUUGAGGGCUGUGAUGGCCGGUGGAAUGAGAUUCUAGAGUGGUGUUACGAACAGGUUGGGAUAAGCGGCAGAGCUCAGUGAAAUCAUUCAAGAGAACGGUCGAUGUAGAUCUGGGACGUGUUAUGCUGUUCUCUCUUAGAGUAUGCAUGAACGGCGUCGUAAGCGAGAUGUCCCAAGUCGUACUCGUUUACUCAUUCUCGUUCAUGCAAGGCGCUGGACUUCGAUUACGGUGACGAAAUGUGGAGGCAUUCGCAUAAUUCUGCAAGACUAGUGUGUAAACCCAUGUGUUACCCAGACGAGUACUAGGGAGAUUGAGGUAACUAGCUCUACGUUAGCAUCUAAGCCAGACCAUCUCUUCCACGUCCUCUACACCAUCAACACCUCGCUAAAUGCCACAACUACUCAUACACCGCACAUCUACCAACUCCCCAUCUACAUGUCCUUUGUCAAAUCGUAAAUCUUCUGAA
Messenger RNA from Alternaria rosae, 1734 nucleotides. RefSeq lists its product as uncharacterized. The coding region runs from base 149 to 1348 and encodes 399 amino acids. The record is from RefSeq and is a predicted model, not a curated record. NCBI's taxonomy places the organism in Eukaryota, Fungi, Ascomycota, Dothideomycetes, Pleosporales, Pleosporaceae. The transcript has a single exon. Gene Ontology annotation, molecular function: zinc ion binding; DNA-binding transcription activator activity, RNA polymerase II-specific. Gene Ontology annotation, biological process: regulation of transcription by RNA polymerase II.